Molecule: messenger RNA, 1111 nt
Organism: Populus trichocarpa (black cottonwood)
Lineage: Eukaryota; Viridiplantae; Streptophyta; Magnoliopsida; Malpighiales; Salicaceae
Product: protein SCO1 homolog 2, mitochondrial
Exons: 7
Coding region: 99-902 (267 amino acids)
Biological process (GO): mitochondrial respiratory chain complex IV assembly
Source: RefSeq, a predicted model, not a curated record
CUUUUCUUGGUAAGAAAUCCACAUGUCCUUUUUCAAUUUUAAGCUCAACAAGAAAAGAAACCAGAAACCAAUUCCUGUAAUAAAAUAAAUAAAUAAUUAUGCCCAUUUCUCGCUUUCUUUCCUUUUCCUCCAAAUACCGCCCAAGACAGGCUCUCAAUCUACUUGAAAGGCUUGGUCCAUCUAAGAGGGUUCAAUCGAGUAAUCUUUCAAAAUCAACAAGACAGAAUAACGGGAAGCUGGAUGUUCGUCUUGUAGAACAAGUACAAGUCGAACCACGGGUUCCUCGCUCCUAUGCCAUUCCAGCUGCUAUACUCGGAUUUGCUGGAUUGGCAGCUUUUGUGCAUUAUAAUGAUGAGAGGCGAGCAGUUCCAAAAGGUCAAGGCAGUGAUCGUGGCAAUGUCAAGGGUCCGACUAUUGGUGGUCCGUUCACCCUAAUUAACACAGAGGAUAAAGUAGUUACUGGGAAAGACUUUCUAGGAAGUUGGGUCUUGCUGUACUUUGGCUAUACAUCCUCCCCUGAUGUUGGGCCUGAGCAACUGAAAGUGAUGGCCAAGGCCAUAAACACAUUAGAGUCUAAAGCGAAUCUCAAGGUUUUGCCAGUGUUUGUCACACUUGAUCCUCAGCGUGACAAUCCCUCUCAUCUUCGUGCUUACCUUAAAGAGUUUGAACCAAGAAUAGUAGGAUUAACAGGAUCUGUGGGUGCUAUAAGGCAGAUGGCACAAGAGUACCGUGUUUAUUUCAGGAAAAUUGAAGAGGAAGGAGAAGAUUAUCUUGUUGAGUCUUCUCAUGACAUGUAUUUCAUCAAUCCAAACAUGGAGGUGGUAAGAUGCUUUGGCGUCGAGUAUAAUGCAGAGGAGCUAUCAGAAGCAAUACAAAAGGAAUUGAAGAGAACCUCGGCUUGAUUGUUUUGAAAAUUUUGAUGUGCUCGUAGUCUUCGGGGAAUUUUGUAUUUUUCAAGGCGUCUAACUCACAUUCCUAUUCUUUUCUUCUAUUUUCUCAAAAUAUAGUUGUAGCGUCAGGAAUGAACAUUUCCAAAUCCAUGACUUUUUAAAGAAUGUAAUGAUUUUUUGCUAUUCGAAACAGUUAGAAAAUGAGAUAGCAUUUGAUAGUC